AUGUUGCGUCGAGCAGGGAAUGGGAGAUGGGACUUGUCGAGUAGCCGAGCAGGUCAGUGGGAGGAGGUGGCGCCAGCCGGAGCAGGAGCAGGCGCCGGGAGGACGGACGCCGGUCGGAGCAGGGAAGCGGGGUUCGCCGGGAGUUUGCUUGCCGAAGAGAGGCUGACCUGGGUUCGUCGGGGGUUCGCUGGCCAAAUCAACGACGAACUAGCCAGAUCGACGAGCGGGGAGCGGCUAUGGGGACUGGCGAUGGCGACGGGAAGCGGGGAUGGGGAGUGGUGA
Messenger RNA from Linum trigynum, 282 nucleotides. Lineage: Eukaryota; Viridiplantae; Streptophyta; Magnoliopsida; Malpighiales; Linaceae. The record is from the annotation of a GenBank genome assembly.